Molecule: messenger RNA, 582 nt
Organism: Paracoccidioides brasiliensis Pb18
Exons: 4
Coding region: 1-582 (193 amino acids)
Source: RefSeq, a predicted model, not a curated record
AUGGCUGCCCUAAAUCUACGAAGAACAUUCCGCUAUCCAGAUUCAGAGAGCGAGAACGAGACCCGGGAGGAGCUGGACGAGGAGGAGCAAGAAGCUGUCAUUCAAAAGUUGCUGCGCCAGGACGAAGAGCGCAAUACUCAAUAUACACUCAUUUUCACCACUAUACCCCUGGUUUCGACUCUUCUAUAUCUCCCUUCCUUCAUAUCCGCAUCAUCUACAGCGUCCCGCAGGUUUCUUUGUCUCCUCAGCAUUGCGUCGCUGCUCGCCACAGCUUACAUCAUGAGAUACCUCCGCAUAGAACGGACUGACCACAAGGGCAAACGUCCCUUGAGGGACAUUGAAGCUGAACAGGGCCCACUCAUAGUCAGGCAGUAUCUUUCUCCUGCAAACACUUGCAUCUGUGCUAUUCUCUCUGUCACUGCAUUUGUCCUUCAAAGCCAGCCUUAUGCUGAAGAUAUGUUCUGGAUCUUCUGCCUUGUUCCUGGAAUGGUCUUUCUUCUUGUCUGGGUUUCUAGAAAUAUCAUGCUAUCAGUCGAUAUCAAAGAACUGGAGGGUCUGCGAUACGAGUAUAAAGGUGCUUAA